AUGACAUUGCUAACGGGUCUCAAAGCAGAUGGGUCGGUUCUACCAAAGUCUGAGAAACUCUUCAGCAGGCCUCUGCAAAGGGAACAAGAGGUCAAUCAGCAGCUCAACACAUCAGCCCUAAACACAGCCUUGGCCUUUAAACCUUUCCGUGACCUGGCAACCAGAACAACCGCUGAGCCCGGUGUCCAGCUACAGCAAAACAUCUUGUUCUCGCCCUUGGGCCUGGCGUCAGCUCUGGCCCAGCUGUCCCAAGUGUCUGGGUCCGAGAGUCGGAGCCAGGCGCUGGAGGCUCUGGGGCUUGCAGCCAACUCCACAGAGCAGAGUGUGGAGGCCACCUUAUCUGCUCUAAAAGAUCUGCAACAUAGCCUCAGUCUACAGGAGGGAGGGGUUGGCGGUGGGGUUCAAAGGGCCGAGUCUGCAGCCGCAACAGAAGUUGGGACUGGGGCCACACCAGGGGUGGAAAUUGUAGGGGCAGAUGCUGGAAACAAAGCUGAUGUAGAUGAUGGGGCAGAGGGUAUGAAUGGAAGUGAGGAUGGGGUUCAUCCUGGCGCGCAGUUAAGAGUGUGGAAUAGCCUACAUAUUGAUGGAAAACCCUCACUAGACUAUGACAGUUUUUUGUCCAGGCCUCAACACACCUCCGCCUUCAACAUCAGCUUUGACACGUUGAUGAAAGAUUCGGAAGCCUCUGACAAACUUGAACUUAACAAUUAUGUGUAUUUCAAAGGUCGUCUACCAUUUAAGCGGCUCCACACAGUGCCACGGAGCUUCCAGCUGAACGCUACCAGCAGCGCGGAGGUUUCCAUGAUGUUCAGGGACGACUCUUCUGAGGUGAUGAUGCUGUACGACACCAACUGCUCAGCAACAGUGGUGCGGCUGGCCUACUCAGAACGCCUGGCCUCCCUGCUGCUGCUUCCUAAAGCCGAGCUGCAGCCCCUGGAGGACUGCCUGUCUGACAGCCGCAUGAGCUUUUGGCUCAGCAACCUGAAGCCGGGGCGGGCAGAAAUCCGUUUCCCUAAGUUCCAACUAAGGAAAUCCUACAGUUUAGAAAGCCUCUUGAGGAACUCUGGGGUAUCAUCAAUUUUCUCAGACUCAGCCGACUUCUCAGGAAUAUCGCAGAAGACGUUAAAACUCAUCAAGGCUCCUCAUGAGGUUAUGCUGGAGGUGGAAGAGACCAAGUCAGAAGAUGGGGGGAGACCUGACAUCAUGCUGGACUUCUCUGUCCCCCCGAGAAUUACGUUUAACAGACCGUUUAUGUUCAUAAUCUAUGACGAUCUCACGGGGCUCGUCCUGCUCAUGGGGAGAAUUAUCGAUCCUACAGAUGUCUAG
Messenger RNA from Cottoperca gobio, 1326 nucleotides. RefSeq names its product alpha-1-antiproteinase-like. The transcript is spliced from 4 exons. Bases 1 to 1326 code for a protein of 441 amino acids. Lineage: Eukaryota; Metazoa; Chordata; Actinopteri; Perciformes; Bovichtidae. The record is from RefSeq and is a predicted model, not a curated record. Gene Ontology annotation, molecular function: serine-type endopeptidase inhibitor activity.